GGCCGUUGAUUUUGCUACUGUUGCGACUUUUUUGUUGGAAGCACUCCCUUCUCUCCAAUCAUCAAAUAUGGGAAGUAGAGAAAUUUCUGAGGAUGAAAUGGUCAUUGAUGAUGAACAAACAGAAAAAGUUCUGAAUUUGGGUUUGGAGCAACAGAUAACCAAUGCUAUAGAUCCACGUUUUCUCCUACAGCUGACUACUGUGUUACUUGGUGGGUUUUCACCUCUCAAUGGUUCACAUAGUGGCCAGCUUGAAGAAAAUCAUAUAGCAGCUGUUACUGCAGUUUGUGCUUUCCUUCAUGCGACUUUCAACAUUUUACCACUUGAACGUAUUAUGACUGUACUAGCCUAUAGGACAGAACUAGUUCCUGUCCUUUGGAACUUCAUGAAACAAUGCCAUGAAAAUCAGAAAUGGUCAUCCUUGUCAGAACAAUCACCAUAUUUGCCAGCAGAUGCUCCUGGAUGGCUGCUACCUUUAUCUGUUUUCUGCCCUGUUUAUAAGCACAUGCUUAUGAUUGUUGAUAAUGAGGAGUUCUAUGAACAGGAAAAGCCAUUAUCUCUGAAGGAUAUCAGAUGUUUGAUUGUUAUCCUUAGACAGGCCUUGUGGCAGCUCCUCUGGUUGAACCCGACAGUGCCUGCUAACUGUGGUAAAUCAACAACUGCUAUUUUUGCUAUGAAGAAGCAUCCGUUAGAGUUCCUUCAGCACAGGGUCUGUGUUGUAGCAUCUGAACUCCUAUCACAGUUACAAGAUUGGAACAACAGACGGCAAUUUACACUUCCUAGUGAAUUUCAUGCUGAUGGUGUAAAUGAAUAUUUCAUAUCUCAGGCAAUGAUGGAGAAUACUAGAGCCAAUGAUAUACUAAAGCAAGCUCCAUUCCUGGUGCCAUUUACUAGCCGAGCCAAAAUAUUUACUUCACAACUCGCUGAAGCAAGACAAAGGAAUGGGAGCCAGGGUCUCUUUGCUAGGCAUAGAUUCAGAAUUAGAAGAGACCAUAUUCUGGAAGAUGCUUUUAACCAAUUGAAUGCAUUGUCGGAGGAGGAUCUCCGUGGACUGAUACGCGUGACUUUUGUCAACGAACUUGGAGUUGAGGAAGCUGGUAUAGAUGGUGGUGGGAUAUUCAAGGAUUUCAUGGAGAAUAUUACUCGAGCAGCUUUUGAUGUACAAUAUGGAUUAUUUAAGGAAACUGCGGAUCAUCUACUCUAUCCAAAUCCUGGAUCUGGGAUGGUUCAUGAUCAACACCUCCAGUAUUUUCAUUUUCUGGGGACAGUUCUUGCUAAGGCAAUGUUUGAAGGCAUCCUUGUUGAUAUUCCAUUUGCAACAUUCUUUUUGAGCAAGUUGAAGCAAAAGUAUAACUAUUUGAAUGAUCUUCCUUCCUUGGAUCCAGAAUUGUAUCGCCAUCUCAUCUUCCUGAAGCAUUACGAAGGUGAUGUUUCAGAUCUUGAGUUAUACUUUGUCAUUCUCAACAAUGAAUAUGGAGAGCAAACUGAAGAAGAGCUGCUUCCUGGUGGUAAAAGCACACGUGUUACUAAUGAGAAUGUCAUCACCUUUAUUCAUCUUGUUGCUAACCAUCGUUUGAACUUUCAGAUCCGUCAACAAAGUUCUCAUUUUCUGAGGGGUUUCCAACAGCUAAUACAAAAGGAGUGGAUUGACAUGUUUAAUGAACAUGAACUUCAGCUUCUUAUUUCUGGAUCACUUGAUGGCAUUGAUAUUGAUGACCUUCGAGCUCAUACCAAUUAUACAGGAGGUUACCAUAAGGAACACUAUGUUAUCGAUAUGUUUUGGGAGGUUGUGAAAAACUUUUCUUUGGAAAAUCAGAGAAAAUUUCUGAAGUUUGUGACUGGGUGUUCACGAGGACCCUUACUCGGAUUUAAAUAUUUGGAGCCGUUGUUCUGCAUACAGAGAGCGGGUGGGCAUGCUUCUGAUGAAGCUCUUGAUCGUCUGCCGACAUCAGCUACUUGCAUGAAUCUUUUAAAAUUUCCACCAUACAGAAGCAAAGAGCAGAUGGAGCAGAAAUUGUUAUACGCCAUAAAUGCUGAUGCUGGUUUCGAUUUAAGCUGAUGGAAUUAUCUGUGCAUGCAAUUUUGGAGUAUCCGCUUUCUAUCUGAAGCAGCUUGUGUUCUUCAUUGGCAUAAAGGAAAACACAUGAAAUGGUAUGAUCUGUGCACCACCAUGGGAGCAUACUGGAAAGGAACUGCUAAUUGCUAAACAGUCAACAGAUGGUCAAGAAGCACGUGUAAAUAAGAACCCAUUACCUGCCCCUUGACUAGAUGUGCAUACAUACCCCAGGUGCAAUGUAUAUCAUCCUUUGGGAAGUGAAUGGCACGCGUGCUAGACAUUUCAAGCUCGUUGAAAAGCGAGGUUGUAGUUAAAAAUUAGUUUGAAACCUGUGGAAGCUUAUAUGUUAGGAUGAUCAUAGUCACCGGAAGUUGUCAACCAUUUGUAUUCAUUGUACAAGUUUAUGCAUCUCUUUAACGAGGUGCCCAACUGCUGCUAGUUGUAAUAUCCUUGAACGGAUAGCUUGCACAGUACUUAAUAUAUAUAUAUA
This is a messenger RNA of Solanum stenotomum, 2543 nucleotides long. RefSeq names its product E3 ubiquitin-protein ligase UPL6. The transcript is spliced from 19 exons. NCBI's taxonomy places the organism in Eukaryota, Viridiplantae, Streptophyta, Magnoliopsida, Solanales, Solanaceae. Gene Ontology annotation, biological process: ubiquitin-dependent protein catabolic process; protein polyubiquitination. Gene Ontology annotation, molecular function: ubiquitin protein ligase activity. The coding region runs from base 68 to 2056 and encodes 662 amino acids. The record is from RefSeq and is a predicted model, not a curated record.